AUGGCGCCGGACUCAGGACGCGGGGGCCGGCGCGCUCCGUUGCCGGGCAACGGGCGGGCGUGGGGACUGCGGCGCGCGCUGCUCCAGCGAGCCGCGGUGGCCCCGGGCGGCUCCGACAUGCAGGGCCAGCGGCAGCGGGGCGCCGCGCCCGGCCAGGCGCCCCCUCCCCGCGGGAGCCCGAGCGACCCCGCCGCGGGAGCAGGCGACGUCUCCCUGCGCCCCGCUUCUGAAGAGCGCGGCGCGAGCAGGGCGCCCGGGGGGCGGGCAGGGGCAGGCGCGCAGCGGCUCUCCGGGGAGCGCCUCUCCUGGGCGCGCGAGGGCCCUUCUCCCUGCCCGGCUGGAGGCCCGGACCCAGCGGAGCCCGGCAGCGCCUGGGGGGAGUUUGAAGGCUUUCGGGACGCUUCGGUCCAGUCUGAGCAGUUCUCCCCAAACUUUGAGCGCCCGGAGAGACCCCCGCGUCCUCAGCGGCAGACAGUGGCUUCUACCCAAAAGGAGCGCGGUGCUGGGGUGUCAGGAGCCGCGGGCAGCGCACCUCGUGAGGUAUUUCUGCAGCGGACCUCCGCUUCGCCUCCACACAGCUCCGAGGAUGUGUUCCCGUUUGUUUUUCAGGACACACCAGUCCCCCAGGCAACUGAGGGCAUCUCCCCCUUGAACCACAUCUUAGAAGCGCCCGGCUGGGAAUCUGGACGGCAGCUGUGUUUCCGAGUGUCCCUGGGGCCCCCGGUGCAGCUCGUGGUCCCCGAGACCAUCAGGAACAAAACCGCAAAGUACCGGGCCUCAGGGAGGGUCUGCCCCCUGGAGGAGCCGCUCGGCCGCUCCGAUGAGCCGGGCGGUGCCCGGGGAGGAGGCUCCGAGUCCCGCAGACUCUGGAGAGCCCUGCAGAGCACAGACGGCGCGUCGGCCUCUCGCAGCCUCUGGAGCGGGUCUCGCUGCCAGGAGAACCUGUUCCUUGUUCUCGGAAUAGAUGCUGCUCAGAAGAACCCUUCUGGAGACCUGGGUCACAUUUUGGAAUGUUCUGACCUCAAACAGUCUGAAGACCUGGGCGUGCCUGCCUUCUCUCUGCGGCCCUGCGGAGCCCGGAUCCAGACCAAGCUCCCCGGGACGUCUGGCGGCAGACAGGGGGGCAGCAGAGCUGCCUGCAGUGUCUUUCUGAAGACCCCCUUACCCAGAAACGGGCAGUACGUCACAAUUCCGUGGAAAAAGAAGAUGUUCAAUCCACGUAACCUAAAAAUGACCUUGUUUAAUAGUGACGUUUGCUAA
Molecule: messenger RNA, 1260 nt
Organism: Enhydra lutris kenyoni (northern sea otter)
Lineage: Eukaryota; Metazoa; Chordata; Mammalia; Carnivora; Mustelidae
Product: clathrin binding box of aftiphilin containing 1
Exons: 7
Coding region: 1-1260 (419 amino acids)
Biological process (GO): intracellular transport
Cellular component (GO): trans-Golgi network membrane; AP-1 adaptor complex
Molecular function (GO): clathrin binding
Source: RefSeq, a predicted model, not a curated record